Messenger RNA from Phycomyces blakesleeanus NRRL 1555(-), 801 nucleotides. RefSeq lists its product as hypothetical. The transcript has 4 exons. NCBI's taxonomy places the organism in Eukaryota, Fungi, Mucoromycota, Mucoromycetes, Mucorales, Phycomycetaceae. The coding region runs from base 1 to 801 and encodes 266 amino acids. The record is from RefSeq and is a predicted model, not a curated record.
AUGAGCAAUACAGACAAUACAGUGAUUCAGUUGCUUCAAGGAAUACAAGCUGCACUUAUUUCCCUAAAGAGUAGUCAAAAAGCAUUGCUAGGCCGUCAAGAAGCAUUAGAAAAUAAACAAGAUACAAUGCAACUUCAAAUGACAAGUUUUUACAAUGAAUUUAAAUAUUGGGAAUUUCCAGAUAGAACUAUUGUUAUCUCUACCAGUACUCUUACUGGCAUCAUUCCAAGACCCGUAUCAAAAAUCAACAAUAUAACUUUAAAGCAUAUAUAUAAGAUGAUAACAGACGAUCUUAAAAUAGAAUUGACCGAGGAAACCAAGAGAAUUGUUAACACAUGUACCAAAGUCAUAUGUGAUCAACUGGCAGCUCUUCCAUCUGUUCAGGAUCUUGGAACAAACCCUGGCUGGUCAUUGCUUUCUCAAGAGGAUAGAAACAGGCUGUGUAUCAAUCAUUCCAUCAUACUCAGAGACAAUGGAAUCGAUUUUACCAGAUGCCACAGAAACUGGGCAUCAAUUGCAAGGGUUAGCCAGCUCUGGAGAGGGCAUAAGAAGCAAGAAUACUCUGAUAUAAGUGGAAAAAUCAAGAGAAUAUCAGGAAUGCUGAACAUGGCACCUAGUAUGACUACUUUGACUAUGAAAAUGAUUGGAAAAAUUAGUUUGGGUAAAUUGAGUAAUAUAUCUCUGUUAAGAGCCGAUAUAGUCUCUUGUAGAAUAUUUGGUGUGGACAGAUCAAAAGUUCAAAAAAAGGGCAAAAAAAGGGCAAAAUUAAUCAAUGGCUAUGAUUGGCCAGUUUUUGUCUGA